Molecule: messenger RNA, 689 nt
Organism: Oncorhynchus masou masou (cherry salmon)
Lineage: Eukaryota; Metazoa; Chordata; Actinopteri; Salmoniformes; Salmonidae
Product: E3 ubiquitin-protein ligase RBBP6-like
Exons: 7
Biological process (GO): ubiquitin-dependent protein catabolic process; protein ubiquitination
Cellular component (GO): nucleus
Molecular function (GO): zinc ion binding; ubiquitin protein ligase activity; nucleic acid binding
Source: RefSeq, a predicted model, not a curated record
AGUGAUUAGUUGUGAGAAUGUCGUGUGUUCAUUAUAAAUUCUCGUCCAAACUGGACUACAACACCGUGACCUUUGACGGGCUGCACAUCACCCUGGCCGAGCUGAAACGGCAGAUUAUGGGCAGAGAGCGACUCAAAGCCACCGACUGCGACCUGCAGAUCACCAACGCACAGACCCGUGAAGAAUACACUGAUGAGGAGGUUCACAUCCCCAAACACUCGUCAGUGAUCGUCAGACGCACCCCCAUCGGGGGGGUCAAACCAGCAGGCAGAACGUUCAUUGUUGACCGUUCUGACAUGGCUGCUGGAUCCUCCAGACCCACCGACUCUUCACCGUCCGUCUCCCUGGCCCAGCUCUCUAAGACUGCCAACCUAGCGGAGGCCAAUGCAUCAGAGGAUGACAAGAUCAGAGCCAUGAUGUCCCAGUCCAACAGUGAAUAUGACCCCAUACAUUACUCUAAGAAGGCCAUAGGACCGCCUCCUGCACAUUACACCUGCUAUCGCUGUGGCAAGAACGGACACUACAUCAAACACUGCCCCAUGCAGAUGGAUAAGAGCGUAGAGGCUCCUAAGCCAAUCAGGACCAGUAAGGGCAUCCCUCAGAGCUUUAUGGUGAAGGCUGAACCAGGAACUAAAGGAGCCAUGUUGACCAGCACUGGAGAAUAUGCUAUUCCUGCUAUAGACGCGCAU